Molecule: messenger RNA, 3531 nt
Organism: Grosmannia clavigera kw1407
Lineage: Eukaryota; Fungi; Ascomycota; Sordariomycetes; Ophiostomatales; Ophiostomataceae
Product: secretion pathway protein sls2
Exons: 2
Coding region: 1-3531 (1176 amino acids)
Biological process (GO): Golgi to plasma membrane transport; exocytosis
Cellular component (GO): exocyst; cytoplasm
Molecular function (GO): protein binding
Source: RefSeq, a predicted model, not a curated record
AUGUCCUCAUACAACUACAAUGGUGGCGGCCGCCAGGUGGGCUCGGGUGGCGGAUUCCGGAACAGCGGGAUCCUGGGCGUGCUCCAGGCGACGCAGAUCGACAACAAGAGCGUCUUGCCAGCAGAGAUACUCUUCACCAUCCUGGAUCACCUUCCCGUGCCAGACCUGAUGCGCUUCGCCCGCGUCAGCCAUCUGUUCCGCGAGAUGGUCUACGACGACACCCGGUGGGUAUCCCGGCUGCAGAGCAUGGGAUGCUGGAACGAAGUGGAGGCACGGCGGCGGUUUGAGGAGGCACUGGUCCGGCGGCGGCGCGAUACGGCGACAGCAGCAGCAGCAGCAGGCGGUCUUGCUAUAGCAAGAGGAAUGGUUGGCCGCGGAGGUGGAGUGUUGCCAUCUGGGGCAGCCAGGGCUGGAGGGAGAAGUGUCGGCGGCAGCACGAUGCUGUUUGACGCUCCGCUCGAAGAGGAGCGGCGAAAACAGCUGCUCGUGCUGCGACAGAAACAACAAGAGCAGCAGCAGCAGCAGCAGCAGAAACUGGGACAGGUUCGUGACGGGUUCGAGACACUGGCGAUCGAGGGAGUUGGCAGCCAGACAGCCCAUGCAACAGCAGCAGUAGCAACAACAGCAGACAAGCAGCAGCCGCAGCGGGCGGUGACAGACCCGCUGCAGGACACGGAGGCACUGCUGGACGUGCUCAAAAAUGUGCGCAGCAUCCGCGGGCAUGCGCGCGAGGAGUAUGGCCGGGUGUACGGGGCACUAGCGCCGUUCUUCUAUGACCUGGUGCGGGCCAAGAGUCACGCAGACCCGGCGGUGUUCAAGGUGUUCCGCGACCCGGAGCGACAGGCGAGGAUGCUGGCGAAUCUGCAGCGGUUCGCGCACAGCGACUGGGCCCAGGGCUGGCGGCUGCGUGAGGAGCGGCUGGCGACGAUGGUGGGCAUCUUUGAGGCGGCGGUGCUGCGCGAGUUUGAGCAGGGCUACGAGUUCUGGGACGUGGACGGUCGGAUGAACAAAUACGCCAGCGUGCUAGACGUGCUCAACGGCAGCAAGGCGGGUGUGGACCUCUUCAUCCACAAGCACCCGCUCUUCUCGGACCGCGAAGUGGCGGCUAGCAACGACAUGGAGUGCCUUCGACUGGCGCCGGCGGCGGCAGCAGCGACAGCAGCGGUGGCAUCGUCGGCAGUCUGGGGGGAUGCAGCGAGCGCUUCGGGUCAGUCGGGUGUGGAGGACAUCAUCACGCUGGAGCCAUCGCGGCAGUUCUUUGGACGACUGGCGGAAAAGGUCAACGAGCAAGGCGUGAUGAUCGGACGGAUCUUCCCGCGGCCAGCAACGGUGUUCUGGGCCUUUGUCGACAAGGUGCGCGAGGACAUUGUGAUGGAGUACAUCACGCCGCUGCUGGACGAGACGCACGAGCGCAGCAUGGCGGCCUACCUAACAGCGGUGUCGGGCCUGUUUGAGCAGUGCCUGCAGUUCUUCCAGGCGCUUGAGCCGCCCAAGGGCGCCGAGGCCGAGAAGAAGGAGGCGGAAGCGGCAGCAGCAGCAGCAGCAGCAGCAGCAGCGACGACGGCAGCGAAGGCAGCAACAGCAACAGCAGGCAGUGCCCAAGCGGCGGCCAUGAAUGGCAGAUCAAAGAGAGCAGACCAGACGCGGAGUCUGUAUGGUCGUAUCGGUGGCGGCAGUCUCGGCGGACUCGGCGAGGUGAUCAAGGUCGAAGCCGAGGACGAUACCGACGGCUGGACGGUGCGCGGACGUGUGCGGAAGGCCAAGGAGAUGGCAUACAAGACGUUUGAGCCGCAUCUCGACCUCUACCUGCAGGAGGAGCUGGACUUUUUCCGGGAAAACGCGGAGAAGGAGGUGGGUGACUGGGACAAGAAGCUGUCGGAGCAGGACGCCAGCGUCGAGUCGUUCUUUAUGGCCAAUUUCAACCGGCAGGAGGUGAAGAAGGACUUUUUGAGCUCGUUCAAGAAGGUGGUGAUGAUGCCGGUGACGGUGUUGCCCGGCCAGCUGCUGGGAGGCAGCAGCAACAGCAGCUCUGCACACACAAGCAGCACGGCAGCAGCAGCGACAGCAGCAUCAACACCAGGGUCAUCGGGAACGGCGACACCGGUUCCGGCAGUGAACAUGAAGUCUCUGCCGGACAAGGCGCCCGACGACGAGCUGGCGGCCAAAGCAGCGCUGAUGGCGACGCGGCUGGAGGGCAUCCGGUCGCUCUUCAGCAUUGAGAUGGCGCUCAACCUGGUGCACACGGCCAAGAUGGGCCUGGGACGGGCAGCGGUGUUUGUGCAGCUGGACGGACGGGCAGGCGGCGAAGCGCGCGAGCAGUGUUCAGCCAUCUUUGUGGAGCUGCUGCGGGUUUUAGGCAACGGUCACGUGAAGCAAGGAUUUGACCGGGCGGUGGAGCAUCUGUCGCAGUACAAUCCACGGGCAGGCGGUUCUGGCGGAAGCAAGAGCGGGAGUGGAACCGGGGCCGUGACGGGGACAGGUUCAGGCGAAGUCAGCGAAGCCAAGGACACGGGAGGUGUGGCUCCGCUGAUGACGUUUAUCGAGCUGGUCAACGUGGGCGACCUGAUCUCACAGAUGAUCGACGUGUUUUACGAGCAGCAGCUGGCAGGGCCGAAGAUUGCGGACCGCAACGACUUUCUGGACGCGGCCGGGCUGGCCAAGAAGCGGUUUGAGCAGAUGAUCGACGAGAGCGUGGCAGCCGGUCUGAACAAGGGCAUCGACGUGUUGAUGGACGAGGUGGAGUACAUCUGCGCGACGACGCAGAAGCCGACGGACUACUACCCAGAGGCGGCUGAUGCGGUGGCCGAGGGCUUUCUGUUCUCGCUCAACGGGGCGCGGGCCAGCGUGAUCGGCGGUGUGGGUGGCGGGACGUCAGCGGGCGCGUCGACGCCCAAGUCGAAGCGGGCAUCAUCGCCGGCAGGAAGCGAAUUCUCUGCAUUUGCGGCGGCAGCAAGCUCUGGCUCCGGGGCAGGAUCGGGAUCUGGGAAUUCGGCGUUUGCGUCGGCUUCGGCUUCGGCUUCGGCAUCGACUGGUGGCUCGGGUGGCAGCACGUCGGCGGUGUUGGACAUUGGGCCAACGCGGACGGCUCUGCGGGUGGUCGAGCUCGUGCGUGGACACACCAACAUGCUCAAAGGCAGCACAGAGAAGACGAUGCUGGAGGUGUUCAACGGCGAGGUUGGGCUGCGGCUCUUCACGGCUGUAUGCAAGCAUCUUAAGCGGCAGCGGAUUAGCAUGGCGGGUGCUGUGCACGUGAUCGCGGAUAUGACGCUGUAUUUCGACUAUGUGCGCACGCUGCGCAACACGGACCUGCUGGCAUACUUCCGGGCACUGCGCGAGCUCAGUCAGCUGUACCUGAUCGACGCCAAGCACCACGCCAAGGAGAUGGCGGUGAUCAUUGCGGACAACGACCGGUUUGGCGGUGUGUUCCGGGCAGAGGAGGUGUACGAGUUUGCCGAACGGCGAGCUGACUGGUACCAGGUGAAGCGGGAUGUGGAACGGGCAAUGUACGGGCUGGAGUGUGCAGUGAUGUAG